Molecule: messenger RNA, 1017 nt
Organism: Aspergillus tubingensis
Lineage: Eukaryota; Fungi; Ascomycota; Eurotiomycetes; Eurotiales; Aspergillaceae
Product: vesicle-mediated transport protein Vid24
Exons: 4
Coding region: 1-1017 (338 amino acids)
Biological process (GO): protein catabolic process in the vacuole; negative regulation of gluconeogenesis; protein targeting to vacuole
Cellular component (GO): GID complex; extrinsic component of membrane
Source: RefSeq, a predicted model, not a curated record
AUGCCGACUCCGAGUGAUAACACCCCGCCCUUGAAUGCUUCAAUCGCAGAAGAAAUCUCCGCUCGCUCUACCUGUCCACCGGAGGUUGAUAGAGAGAGUCUACAUACCAGAGAAGAAAGGCCGUAUCCCUGGGUGUCGGCGUGGGAGAGGAGAAACACCAGCGAUGAUGCUCCCGACAACACCUUCUCGCCAACCGGUCCAUCAAACCAUACCGCCUUAACACCAUCAGAUGGAACUUCCUUUGCUUCUACCGAUGCGGACCCCGUGACGGGUGAACCAGUAGCCAGAGCGCCCAUGAAGGGCGUGGGGAGAUCGGAAGACGAACCUGCUGCGGGGAGACUGAGCCCUGCUGCGGAGUCAUCCUGCUCCUCCGGCCCGGUAUCUCCAGUCACCCCUUCAUCAGCUACUUCUCUGCUAAGCUAUGAAUUUUCUAACAUUCGGCUUUUACCCAAUUAUUCGUCGUCUUUUCUGCGACCGGGAAGUAGAUUUACUGGUACACAGCAGUCAGACAGUCAUGUCUACAGCGUAGAUGUGGAGAUUAAGCACGUUGAUAUGCUUGAAUCUUAUCUUUGUGGAUACCUUCGCAUACAAGGUCUCACCGAGGAUCACCCUACUUUAACAACGUUCUUUGAAGGCGAGAUCAUUGGAACCAAGCACACAUUCAAAACUAGAAAUGAAGCAUGGGGCGCGACCGAAAAGACUGACAUGCAACAUUGGGGAAGGUUUCCCGCUUGGCGAUCGCAGGCGAAACAGGCGAAGAAACCGGAUUUCACAUUUCGAAAUUUUGCCCAGCGUGAGCACCUUUUCAUGCGUUGGAAGGAGUACUUCCUCGUUCCCGAUCAUCGCGUGAGGUCGAUCUCCGGAGCUAGCUUCGAAGGAUUCUAUUACAUUUGCUUUAAUCAGGUGGAGGGAACGGUUGCUGGGAUCUACUUUCACGCCAAGAGCGAAAAGUAUCAACAACUCGAGCUCAGACAUGUCAAAGACUAUGGUUGUGCGCCAGCCAUGGAGUUCCGUUGA